This is a messenger RNA of Solanum tuberosum (potato), 1344 nucleotides long. Its product is annotated as protein ASPARTIC PROTEASE IN GUARD CELL 1-like. Bases 1 to 1344 code for a protein of 447 amino acids. The transcript has a single exon. Gene Ontology annotation, molecular function: aspartic-type endopeptidase activity. NCBI's taxonomy places the organism in Eukaryota, Viridiplantae, Streptophyta, Magnoliopsida, Solanales, Solanaceae. Gene Ontology annotation, biological process: proteolysis. The record is from RefSeq and is a predicted model, not a curated record.
AUGGAAGCUAAAAAAAGAUUUAUGUCUUUUGAUAUAACUAAACUUGUCGAUCCUCCAAUGCCAUCCUAUACUUUUGCCCUUUACAGUCGUGAUUUAUUUGAAAAGUCAAAGUUCAAGGACUAUGACUCGUUACUUGAGAAUAAGAUUGCUCGUUCUCAAGCUAGAGCAAAGCAUUUGGCUUGGAUUCUCGAGAGUGGUAAUGUGACAAGGCCACAUGAGAGUAAAAGGGACAACGGAAAUGUUCCAAAAACAACAAGUGUACAAUUCUUAAAUGCUGAAUAUAUUGCAACUUUUAAUCUUGGCACUGAUGAUCACAAAUUUAAAAGGUACUUGUUAGUAGACACUGGAAGUGAUUUAGUUUGGUGGCAAUGUGGACCAUGUAGCAAAAAUAAGUGUUAUGAACAAAAAAAUGAACCUCUAUAUGAUUUAACUAAGUCGAGAACAUAUCAAAAAGUGAAUUGCAGGGCACAAAGUACAAAAUGUUUACUAAGGCCAAAGAUUAUUGAAUGUAGUUCGUAUGAAAAUACAUGUGUAUAUGAUUACAAUUACGAGGAUGGAGGAAGAACAAAGGGUUGGAUUGCAGAAGACGUGAUUACUUUUGUUUUAGACCAAAAAACAGAAAGGAUUCUUUUUGGAUGUGGCAGAGAUCAAACGAGUGGAAAGCCUUUUGAUGGUGAUUUUUCAGGAAUUGCUGGCCUCGGACGUAGAAGGGCUGGUGGAUAUUCUUUACCAUCGCAAUUUGGGGCGGAUAUAAUGGCCAUAUGUCUACCGGACUUUUUCACCACAGGAAAAUCAACAAUUAGCUUCCACAUAUCACCAUUUAAGAGAAAAACAUCAGCAAAACUAUUACCAAAUCCCGCAUUACCUCUUUUUUAUUUCGUCAACCUUUUUAAAGUUUUUAUUAACGAUAAGGAAGUCCCAUUGCCGCGGAAUAUUGGAAAUGAUAUGAACAGUCGUUAUUUCGUGGAUACAGGAGCAACUUUUUCCUUUUUCCCUAAAGGUAUUUAUAAAGUAUUCCGUGAUACAUUCAGAAAGGAAGCAGGUUUUCCUUUGUAUAAAUCUCCACCUUCACAAUUCGAUACUUGCUAUAAGGCGGAUCCAGGUGUGGCACCAGAUUUCCCCACUGUGAAGAUGUACUUUGGUCAACAAAAACCGGAAAAUUUGUUGUUUCUAGCAGAACGCCUAGUCGUGGUGCAUCAGCAGGGGCUAUUCUGUCUUGCUUUUAUGUCAUGGAAGAACCCCGUCACAAUUAUAGGAAGUUAUCAACUCCAAGGUGUAGGAUUAACUUUUGAUACUGCAACAGAUACUUUGUCUUUUGACAUAGAUGCAUGUGGUGCUGAUUGA